Molecule: messenger RNA, 528 nt
Organism: Fonsecaea monophora
Lineage: Eukaryota; Fungi; Ascomycota; Eurotiomycetes; Chaetothyriales; Herpotrichiellaceae
Exons: 1
Coding region: 1-528 (175 amino acids)
Source: RefSeq, a predicted model, not a curated record
AUGCCGAUCACUCCGUUGAGUGCUUUGCGAGUUUCGAAACAUCAGAUCCCCGCCUACAAAGGCAUUCCAAACACCUCCAUACAAGGCAAACCACUCAUGAUAUACCACGGCGUCUUUACAGACCCCCAGCCCUCAACCAUCGAAUCUCACCUCAACUCCGUCGGGGUUGUUUCUCCACAAUGGAGAUACACCAUGUUUAGCGAGACUCACUUCCACUCCACAGCCCAUGAAGUUCUCAGCAUUGCUGCAGGGUCUGCAAAGUGCUGCUUUGGAGGUGAAAAGAACGAAGGCCGAGUGGAGCCUGUUUUGGAGCAAGGGGAUGUUGUAGUGGUCCCUGCUGGGGUCGGUCACCGGUUGCUGGAGGAUUAUGGCGGCUUCCAGAUGGUAGGAUCUUAUGAGAAGGGCAAAACAUGGGAUAUGUGCUAUGGGAAGCCCGGCGAGGAGGACCAGGUCAGACGGAUUGGAGGCUUGGGUUGGUUCAAGCGCGAUCCAGUAUAUGGCAACGAAGGCCCCAGUCUGAGUGUAUGA